Messenger RNA from Mytilus trossulus (common blue mussel), 511 nucleotides. RefSeq lists its product as uncharacterized. The coding region runs from base 41 to 511 and encodes 156 amino acids. Lineage: Eukaryota; Metazoa; Mollusca; Bivalvia; Mytilida; Mytilidae. The transcript is spliced from 4 exons. The record is from RefSeq and is a predicted model, not a curated record.
GGCAUAUUCUGAGUUAUGAAUUAUAAUUUGUUUGGCAAACAUGGAGUAUAGACCAGGCAACAUUAACAUGAAAAUUGUAAUCUAUUUGACGUUCUACCUUCAUGUAUUUUCUACAGGUCAAUCUGAGGCUGCUUGUACCUUUCCUGAUGGUUUUAGAAAUAAAACAUUUUAUCUGUUUGCGAGUUCUGGAUCACCCUUCGCUACUUGGACUUUCAAUGCUGAUGGAUCGACAGGGAACAUGUUUGGUUUUCCUAUAAAUUGUUUUCAAAUAUCGGAACAGUUUCUUGUUCUCAGCAUAAGUUCGACACAAUUUUGGUGUUUCCCAAUCUUCUACACAGCCGGGCAAUCAAACUUUUCAUUUGUUGCUCAAGGUGAGUUCGAUUGGAAAGUAUUUGAGAAUGUAAGCUCAGCUUUAAAUGAGUCUCAAUUGUGUGAAGUAUGCGGAGAAAACGGUAUCGAAAAAUGGACAAUCUUAGCAAGAGGUAAGGUUAUUCACAGAAAUAAUUAUUAA